AAGGAUUGGGAUUUUCGAGAUUUUCGUUCGUCUUUCUGGGAAAAUUUAGCCGUAAUAUCGUAAAAAUGUCUGAUAGUGACGAUGUUCCGGUUAAGAUUGAGUUCAAAAAGAAGUCCAGGAAACCUCUUCGUCAGCGCAAGCCCUCCAAAAGCGAGGAGGAAGAUGAACCGUCCGAACAAGACACGGAUCAAGAAGUUCUGGCCAAACUAGAGGAGACAAAAGAACGGCAAAAGCUACGGAAUCGACGGAAUGGGGUCAAUAUUCUGAGCCUCGCAGUAGGAAAGAAAGUGACGAUUGAGGAAGAGAUUACUGUGAAAGACCCAUUCAACAUUAAAACCGGCGGCAUGGUGAAUAUGCAAGCGCUGAAAGCAGGAAAACUGAAAACGGCCGUUGAGGAUCCGUACGAUACAGGAAUAGGUACGCAGUUCUCAGCCGAGACGAACAAGCGCGAUGAAGACGAGGAAAUGAUGAAGUAUAUUGAAGAAGAACUCAGUAAACGAAAAGGUAUUGCCCAGCAACAGGAUAAACCGAUCGAUGGCGAAUCGUCCACGAAAUACCUGAGCCCGGAGGAAGCGGCCCUGCUUUCCCUUCCUGCUCACCUCAGCCAAACCUCCUCCUUGCGCUCGGAGGAAAUGCUUUCCAAUCAAAUGCUCAGCGGUAUACCGGAGAUUGAUCUGGGUAUCGAAGCAAAAAUCAAAAACAUUGAAGCCACAGAGGAAGCCAAGCUGAAGUACAUGCAAGAGCAACAGCGGAAGAAGAAUUUGCCAUCCCACUUUGUUCCCUCGAACAUGGCCGUCAAUUUUAUGCAGCACAAUCGCUAUCGAAUCGACAAUCCUGCACCCCCGAAGCGGCGCUAUCAGGACGACCAUCAUCGGGGUGGACAGCGUGGUGACCAGCGCAACGAUGAUCGGAUUCCAAAGAAAGCCACGGAUGAUUAUCAUUUCGACAAGUUUAAAAAGCAGUACCGAAGGCAUUAGCCCAGUUUUUUUUGGUCUAUGAUUUAAGGGGACUAUUUUAGUUGAAUACAUUUAUUAUUAACUAAACAUAAUUUACGUCUGCAGGGAUCCCUUUGUGUACCAGCAUUGAAGUCUUUCUUUGCUUCCGAGCAAUUGAGCAAUUGAGCGAGAACAGCAUUUUCUUUUGUUUUAUAUGUUUAUUGUAUUUUUUUUGAGGUGGAAUAUGUCAAUGUUUUAAAUCCGAAGAAAGUGUAAACAUUUCGAUAUUAAUUCGAACACCAACCAGACUUCCAUACACACCAUAUGUUGCUGUAGGGUACAUCAAGAAAGCCACGUAUUUGGACAAGAAACGACUCAGAUCUACAUCCUCAAACACGCCUAGUAGCUGCUUCCUUGUUGACAGUGUUUUAUAUAAAACGAAUCUGAAGCAAGGCAUGCGAGUGCAUGCAGGAUCUGUUUCGAUUGGCCGAUUGGAACUAGGAAACAUUGAUGUUCUUAUGUUACCUUUUAAAAACAGGUAUUUUUCGUUUUUAACGUCCUUUUGUUCAUUUUACACACCGUAAUACAUCUUAGCUUUAGUUGUCUAGCGUACGUACAUCAACUUAAUAAACUAACUAUCACACUUCUUUCUCUUCCCCACUUGACCAUCUCGACCAUUGUUUUACCUACACAGAACGGAGGGCCUCACAGUUGGAAAACGGUACUCACUAGUUCUCCCCAGCAUCCCAACGAAGUUAAAGCAAUUUAAACUAAACAUACUCUGAGAAUUCCAACCUUACACGCUUAUCCUUUCGUUACUAAGUCCU
This is a messenger RNA of Anopheles darlingi, 1762 nucleotides long. Its product is annotated as telomere length and silencing protein 1 homolog. Gene Ontology annotation, cellular component: spliceosomal complex. Gene Ontology annotation, biological process: mRNA splicing, via spliceosome. The transcript is spliced from 4 exons. The coding region runs from base 66 to 977 and encodes 303 amino acids. The record is from RefSeq and is a predicted model, not a curated record. Lineage: Eukaryota; Metazoa; Arthropoda; Insecta; Diptera; Culicidae.